GGGUAAAUAUAAAUCUCACCUUAUCUGGCUCCCGUGCUCUCUUCCCUAAAUUCAGCUCGGAAAAAAGAUGGAUCAUGUGAGCGGGACUGAGAGGUUUAUGGAGCUGAGCUCCCGCGGCUGUAAAUCACCCUGCCCUCCCCUGUAUAAAGCGUCCAUCCAGCACGGCGUGAGAGAGAGGACAAGCUCCCCGCCCCCUGACCCCAAGCUCAGCGCGGGCUCUCGGCCCAGUCAGUGACCCCUGCAAACUCCUCCAGUCGCUUUUUGCCAUGUCCGAGGAGCUGCCCACCGGCCCCAAGGAGAGCCCGCCGGCGCCGCGGGCAGGCCCCCGCGAGGUGUGGAAGAAGGGCGGCCGCUUGCUGUCCGUGCUGCUGUCCGUGAACGUGCUGCUUCUCGCCUGCACGCUCAUCAGCGGCGGCGCCUUCAACAAGGUGGCCGUGUAUGACACCGACGUGUUCGCGCUGCUCACCGCCAUGAUGCUGCUGGCGGGGCUCUGGAUCCUCUUCUACCUCCUUCGCACCGUGCGCAGCCCUGACUCUGUCCCCUAUCGGGACUCACACGCAGGUCCCAUCUGGCUCCGAGGUGGGCUGGUGCUGUUUGGGAUCUGCACUCUGGUCAUGGAUGUCUUCAAGACCGGCUACUACUCCAGUUUCUUUGAGUGCCAGUCAGCCAUCAAGAUCCUGCACCCUCUCACCCAGGCUGUGUUUGUCAUUGUCCAGACUUACUUCCUCUGGGUCUCCGCUAAAGACUGUAUUCACACCCAUCUGGAUCUGACUCGAUGUGGCCUCAUGUUCACCAUCACCACCAACCUGGCCAUCUGGAUGGCGGCCGUGGUGGAUGAAUCCGUGCACCAGGCGCACUCCCACAGCGAUUCUAACAGCAGCACCAGCCACACCCGCCUUGCUCUGGACCUCGAGCGUGCCGGCAGCGCCGUCGGUGGAGACUGCUCCUGCAACACGGCCGUCUGCCAGAUCUUCCAGCAGGGGUAUUUCUACCUGUAUCCCUUCAACAUUGAGUACAGCCUCUUUGCUUCCACGAUGCUCUACGUCAUGUGGAAGAACGUGGGCAGGCUGCUGGCCUCCUCGACCCACGGCCACAGCCACACCCCAUCCCCGGUCAGCCUCUUCCGGGAGACCUUCUUUGCCGGCCCGGUGCUGGGCCUGAUGCUGUUCGUGGUGGGGCUGGCCGUCCUGAUCAUCUACGAGGUCCAGGUGAGCGAGGAGAGGGGCCGCGCCCAGCAGGCCCUGGUCAUCUACUACAGCUUCACCAUCGUCUGCCUGGGGCUCAUGACCUUGGUCAGCCUGAGCGGCUCGGUCAUCUACCGAUUUGAUCGCCGGGCCAUGGACCACCAUAAGAACCCCACGCGCACCCUGGACGUGGCCCUGCUGAUGGGGGCCGCCCUGGGCCAGUACGCCAUCUCCUACUACUCCAUCGUGGCCGUGGUGGUGGGCACCCCCAGGGACCUGCUGGCGGCGCUCAACCUCGCCCACGCGCUGCUCAUGAUCGCCCAGCAGACCUUCCAGAAUGUGUUCAUCAUUGAGAGUCUCCACCGCGGCCCCCCCGGGGCUGAGCCUCACCCCACUCCCCCCAAGGAGCCCUGCCACGGCCUUACCUUCACCAACCUCGACGCCCUCCAUGCUUUGCCCGCCUGCCCACCCACUCCCAGGCUGGUGGGGCCCAACCCAGCAGGACCACAGGAAGCCGUGGGCAGCAUCGUGGCUCCCAGGAGCCCCUGGAAACGCCGGUGCUUGAAGGACAUUGCUCUGUUCCUCCUGCCUUGCAACGUCAUCCUGUGGAUCAUGUCUGCCUUCGGGACCCGCCCUCACUUCAGCAACACCGUGGAGGUGGACUUCUACGGCUACUCCCUCUGGGCCGCCAUCGUCAACAUCUGCCUGCCCUUUGGCAUCUUCUACCGCAUGCAUGCGGUCUCCAGCCUGGUGGAGGUCUACGUGCUGUCCUGAAGCCCUGGAGAGACCUGGGGAGGAGGGGCUCGGCUCAGGAACCCACCCAGAAACCCCCCAGGAAGGAACCCCAGGCAGCAGUCAUGGUGCCAUGAAACGACCCAUGCCCCGCUGGCCCCAGAGUGGAAUUUUCACCAAAAUUAUUUUUCUAGGAUGAAUUUUUUUGGCCACACCUACAGCAUGCAGAAAUUCCCAGGGAGUUCCCAUCGUGGCGCAGUGCUUAAAGAAUCCGACUAAGAACCAUGAGGUUGUGAGUUCGGUCCCUGCCCUUGCUCAGUGGGUUAAGGAUCCAGCGUUGCUGUGAGCUGUGGUGCAGGUUGCAGACGCGGCUCAGAUCCUGCAUUGCUGUGGUUGUGGUGUAGGCUGGCGGCUACAGCUCUGAUUACACCCCUAGCCUGGGAACCUCCAUGUGCCAUGGGAGCGGCCCAAAGACAUAG
Molecule: messenger RNA, 2395 nt
Organism: Sus scrofa (pig)
Lineage: Eukaryota; Metazoa; Chordata; Mammalia; Artiodactyla; Suidae
Gene: OTOP2
Product: otopetrin 2
Biological process (GO): proton transmembrane transport
Cellular component (GO): membrane
Molecular function (GO): proton channel activity
Source: RefSeq, a predicted model, not a curated record